UGAGUGCUCAGGGUAACUUGUUAGUUGAGCCGUUUACAAGCAACAGACUUUUGCUAACGCUAACUAGUUAGUUGACUGUUGUCGGAUAACAAUGUAGGUUAAACUGUUAACAAUGCAAUAUAAUGGUAAGAGAAAACACAGUUAGCUAAAGGUGCUAGUUUGUUCGCUAACGUUAAUUAACUUAGUGCGGAAACAAGUCGUAACCGCCUUGCUAGCAAAUAAUGCUAGAAUGGUUCGUUAGCUGAACCAAAGCAAUGUCAAGUUAUAACCUUCCACCGGUGAGGCAUUUGCCACAAUGGACCCGAGUUGGGCGCCUCGGGAAGCCUUGCUCUCCACGGCGUUUACCGGCAGCGAACCAACUGCAGCCGCUGCCUGUUGUCCCGCCAGCGGACAAAGGAGUGGGGAGAGCAGCAGAGGUGCCCUGUCAGAGCGACAUGGACCCCCGCGUCGCGUCAAUGCAAAGGAAUAUCCAGUUCCUUCAGCAGCAACACAAGGAAACUCUUGAGAAGCUCCAUGCAGAGAUAGAGUAUCUCAGACGGGAGAAUAAAGAGUUGCAGUAUAAGCUGAUAAUGGAGCCUCCCAAGUCAAGUAGAAAAGGAAUGACACACAGCCGACGAGGCAUUAGACCACCCACUCAGGGAAGUGAAUCCUGUACAGGACUCUACCUGGAGGAGCCGCUGCAGGACACGCGACCCUCACAGAACCAAGCACUAAGCAAUGGAGAGGGCAGCGAAAUUCUGGGGUCUGCCAGGCAGGACCAUGGCUCAGAGGUGAAGGGGGGCCUCAUCACCUCAUUGCAGCCUCUACGAAUUCACAGCAGUCCCUCCCAUCCACCGCGCGCUCCCACACUACAGGAGUGUGAGGUCAUCAUUCGGCAGCUCUACAAUGCUAACAGUUUACAGUCUCAGGAAAUUAUACGUGUGAAGGCUUUGCUGAGAGAUAUUGUUUUGAGCAAGAAAAUCACCCCAGAAAACUACAUUCUGACCAAGGCCUACCUUGUUGAUGGUACCCGCAAAUCUAUAGAAGAAAAGAAAUUUCCCAAACUUGGUCUUCAAAAUUUUCCGGAUAAAGUGUCUGGACCCUCUCAGUCUGGGGUGGUCCUCCCAGCCCUCAAACAGAGCCUCAGCUCCACCAUUGCAGAGAGACAGAGGAGGACCCGCGCUGUGCAGAGAGACCGUUUCAAAAGGACGGUGCAGUGACAGGAUCAAAACUACCACAGCGUCAGCUACAUCCAUCUCAAAACCCUUAGUCACAAAAACUGAGGGUACUCUAUGGAAUAAAUUCUCAGUUAUGUUUAAAGAUGGCUAUAAUGGAAACAGAAAUUUACUCAUAAAGGACAGGUAAUAUGAAAAGAUAAAAAACAAACAAAAAUGAAGGUCUUUAAUUUUGCACUUGAAAAGAAAAAGAAAGAAUGUCUCAAAUCUAGCUUUGUACUGGGAAUGGUACAUUUAUUUAUUUAUUAUAUAACAAUGCAUUUUAGGACAUUUGAACUAUUAAAGUUCAACAUCUCUAACUUAACACUGGCUGCUUAUUUUAGCUUUAGUUUAGCUUUCACUGCACAUUUGUUGUAAUUCUGCCAAUAUGAUAGCGGAAUUGUUGUAUUUCAUAUAACUAUAUAGAAGUAAUUACCUGUCACUUUUUAAACAGCAAAGUAUUGUAACUUGUCUUAGUGCAAACAACCAAAGUUAAGCCUCUAAAAGCACAUGCAAUUAAUGAUACAGAAGACACUACCAGGCUUAUUUCUCAGGCAUGUUUUGUAUUGGUUUGUAUUUAUAUUGUAUUGAGCAGUGUCAUGCUUUAACUGGCCAAGUGUUACCAGUCAUGCACCUACAGUACAACUAAGUACAAUAACACAAAAGUCAAAAUACAAACAAAAUAGCACUAACCUUGUGUUUUUUCCUCCCAGACUGGUGCCUCUUCCUGUUCUUUUCACAGAAUAUGUUUCUUUUAGAAAACAAAGAAUGUGCACAAUUUACUAUUUAGUAUAUAUGAUGCUGUAAAUUAUAUACCAGAUUAUGACAAAAUAUAAGCGAAAGGGGUUACCCGACCUAAAAUAAUUAUGUUGUGCUGGUUUCCGUGUGCAUACACUAAUGUAAGUUAUAAGUUUAAUUGUAAUAAUGUACGGUCAUGUCAUUGAGGAUGAAAGAAGUGAAAACAUCUUUCACUGGUUGUUUCAAGAUUACAGACUUUCCAGACCAUACAAUAUAUAACCUGUCUGUUUAAUUAAGCCCAAUUUUGAUCCUGCUUAUAUGGUUUAAUAUUCUCUGUUGUUGAAGAGGCCUUGCCAGAUUCUGUGAUGGUUGGUUCUGUCACCAACAUAAUGUGCAUAACACAUAUAUAUGUAGUACAAAUACUGCAUCAAAUUAAAUAAUGGCUUACAUGUAUACCUCAAAACUCCCAAAUUAAAUGUAAAUGUUCAUUUGGUUCAUGGAAAAAGGAAGUCAAAAUGACAGUGAAGUGAAUUGGUCACUCAGUGGUUCACAGCCGUUGCUAAACUGACUUGCAACAUUGUCAGUCCCACUAGAUCCCAAUAUAGUUCUGUAUUAACUCUCCACUAGCCAUGCAUGUGAAAGUAAGUGGAAAUAAUUUGUAACAAAAAUAAAAUCUUCUACGAUGUCGUAAAGUAAUUGUAGACAUGCGCCAGAGAACUUGCAACGUUUUAACUUGUGUUGUGUAGAGUUUUGACUAAAACUAUGAGGAAGUGUUUACUUAAAAAAUUGUAAGCAGAAGACACUGAAAUAUGAGGAAGAAAUGAAGUGGGUGUUUGCUUGUGUCUCUUAGGUACUUUUUUAACUUCUGUUCUGAUCAGUGCUAUAGAUAACUAGUUUGCCUAGGAGAUGCAUACUAUUCAAAUUAUCACACAACUUUUUUUAUGUUGUUAUCCUGGUUCAUCUUCUGCAAGAAGAAAUGAAAUGAAAAAUCGUAAAAUCAAGAUGGCAUGGCAUGUUCCAGAGGUUUAGAGGAAUUUGUUUGCUUCAUAGACAUGUCAAAAACAGGACUGAGAUCCAGUUGAACUGUUCUCUUCUAACCACAAUGGUUUUUAACACAUUAUACGUUCAUUGUUAAUAAGUAAAUACAUAAACAAAAGGAAUAAAUUACCUCUCAUUUUA
Siniperca chuatsi (mandarin fish) is the source of this 3110-nucleotide messenger RNA. RefSeq lists its product as uncharacterized. The coding region runs from base 255 to 1199 and encodes 314 amino acids. The record is from RefSeq and is a predicted model, not a curated record. The transcript has 7 exons. Lineage: Eukaryota; Metazoa; Chordata; Actinopteri; Centrarchiformes; Sinipercidae.